UUAUAUAUUUGCAUAUUGUCGGGAUAAGUACCUUGAGUACGGAGUACUUGUCGGUAGCUUGCACACCAUGAAAACCCAAAACAUAUUCUUUGCUUCAGCCUCAUGCUCGAGAUGUUUAUAAAACUUCCAUGCUCUGCCUCCUCAAACUCGCGCGCCUUCCUCGAUCGCAUUAGCAGCAGGCUCAGCUGUUAGCAGUUGCUUCCACGACACAAUAAUAAAUAGUACAUCAUCGGAGGGGAGAACAAGAGAGGAGCUAGUAAUGGCGGACCUCGUGCUUGGGUUGGCCAAGUCGGCGGUGGAGGGGACGCUGACGAUGGCCAAGUCAGCAAUUGAGGAGGAGAAGAAGCUGAAGAAGAACGUGCAGCGUGACCUGGUGCUUAUCUCGGACGAGUUCGAGAUGAUGCACUCCUUCCUCAGCGUGACCAAGGAGCGCGUCACGGGCGGCAUGACGACGACCUUGGUGAGGCAGGUCCGCAACACGGCCUUGGACCUGGAGGACUGCAUUGAGUCCGUCAUACACCUGGACAACAACUCCAACUGGUGGCGCCGCUUGCUCCCAUCUUGCAUGGCGGCGAGCGCACCGGCAGCGUCCCUCGAGGAGGUGGUCGCUGAUUUAGAAUUCCUCAAUGCUAGGGUGGAAGCCAUGGGCCAGAGGAACAUGCGCUACAGCCACAUUAGUGACACUGCUACCUCCAUGGCCGCCGAGCAGACACAGCGUCAGCAGCCUGCAUCCCUUACAAAACCAUUGGACAUCCUCGUUGAGGCGAGGAAUCCAGGCAACAAGAAGGGCAGCCAAAGGGAUCUCGCCGAGCUGAUAAAUAAUGGAAAUGAUGCUCUGCUUCAGCUUCAGGUGAUCGCGGUGUGGGGAACAAAAGGAGAUCUCGGGACAACAUCCAUCGCCAAGAAGGCCUACGACGACCCAGAACUAUGCAAAAAUUUCGUAUGCCGUGCUUGGGUCAGGCUGACACAUCCCUUCAAUCCUCAUGAGUUCGUCCGGAGCUUGCUGGCUCAAUUCUGCUCAAACUCUUGUCCUCGACAAGGAAGCAGCAGGAUAGCUUCCCUGAAACUGACGGAAGUGAUGGUGGCACCACAAGACUUACUCAUUGAUGAGUUCAUGAAUCAAGUGAGCAGCCAUAGGUACCUAAUUGUCCUGGAAGACGUGUGUAUGAUGGUUGACUGGGAGGCCGUUAGGGUAUUCCUACCUGAUAACGGCCAUGGCAGCUGCAUCAUCGUACACACCCAGCAGCUCGAAAUCGCAAGCUUAUGCGUUGGACAAUCACACCAAGUAUUAGAGCUGGAGCAGUUCUCAGCCGACCAUUCUAUCUGUGUCUUCUUUAAUGAGAACAUUAUUGAAGAUGAUGAUGAGGUGGCCAAGAAAGAAUCAGCGCGGGAGUGGUUACAGGAAUUUCAAUAUUGCGGUCGCCAAACAAAUUUAUGGUUACUUAGAUCAUUGGUAGCUUGUGGCAUGAGAGGUGCUCCGGUGCUCCCAGUGUGUGGGAUUGCCGGUGUUGGCAAAAGAUCCCUCGUCCGACAGGUGUAUUACGAGGCACUGACUGGACAAAGUGGAUCGCCUUUCCAAAAGUUUGGCUGGGUGGAUGUAUCCCAUCCUUUCGAUUUAAAGGAUUUAUCGUGGAGCUUACUUUUGGAUUUGCACUCGGGAUCUUUCCGACGUGCCAGCAUGUUGAGAAUCAAAGACCCGGUUCAAGAGUGUCAAAGGCUUCUACGACGAUAUAGAUGCCUCAUUGUUAUUAACGGUCUGCUCUCCAAGGAAGAAUGGGACUCGAUAAAAGCUGCAUUGGCUGGACACAGACAAAAUCGUAUCGUUGUCAUUGCACAUGAGGAAAGUGUUGCCAGGUAUUGCUCAGAAGACGAUUGGUUGAAUGUCGAAGGCCUAGAAAUUGACGAAGCCCUUGAUCUCUUUAAAAUCACAGUGUCUAAAAAGAUCGGUCCCUGUGCCCUUAGUCUCGCCGUGAUUCAGCAAGCAAAACUUCUCCUGCUUAAGUGUGGUGGACUUCCCAAAGUGAUAAUUGCGGUAGCUAACUUCGUGGCCUCCCGAAGACUAUAUGACAUUGGCAGUGAAAACUGGAGUGUCCUAAGUUAUGGGUUUAUGGAAGUGUUGGAGGCCAACCCAGCGUUUGGAAUUUUACAGGAUGUGUUUGCCUGGGUGCAUUCCUACUUCCAUUCCUGUCCGGAUUUCCUCAAGCCAUGCAUCUUCUACCUUUCAAUCUUCCCUCUGAACCGCGUUAUCCGGCGGAAGCGUUUGGUGAGGCGGUGGACAGCUGAGGGCUACUCAAGGGACACCGCAGGAAGUAAUGCCGAGGAGAACGCAGAGGAGAGCUAUUUCCAACUCUUCAUGCUGUCUAUGAUUCAGGUGCCAGGACAGAGAAGUCUGACCAGUUACAUGAGGAUGCCCUUGUGCCAAGUCAACGGUUUCCUUCGCGAGUACAUGAUCUCGCGGUCCAUGGAAGAUAACCUUGUCUUUGCACUGGAGGGUCAUUGCAUCAUGAACUCACAACGCACGGGGCGGCACCUCACCAUAGGGAGCACCUGGGACAGAGACAAGAUUGUGUUCCAGAGCAUCGACUUCAAACGGCUGCGGUCAAUGACUGUUUUUGGUGAAUGGAAAUCGUUCUUCAUCUCUGACAAGAUGAAGCUGCUUCGGGUGCUGGAUCUGGAGGACUCAUCGGGUGUAACCGAUAAAGACCUCUAUCAAAUGGUGAGGUUGCUGCCUCGCCUCAAGUUCCUCUCCCUAAGAGGAUGCAAAGCUGUCACUUGUCUGCCAAAAUCUUUGGGUGGCAUGCGGCACCUCCAGACGCUUGAUAUCAGGCACACCUCUGUCGUCAGGCUUCCACUAGGCGUCACCAAGCUACAGAAGCUGCAGUACGUUCGUGCUGGUACAAAUGUGCCACUGGAUGAUGAUGGCAUCAGCACAGUUGAAUGCUUACCACAGCAACCACAAGCAGCAACUACAACGACCCCGUCAUCUUCAGCACCGGUCUCCCGGUUCCAGUUCUCAUCGUUGUGGGCGCGCCGACGCCAGCAGCCUGUGGGCUUUCCCACUGUUGGCAUUGAGGUGCCUGUAUGGAUCGGAAAACUGAUGGCAUUGCACACUAUGGGCGUCAUCGAUGUCAGCGUUGCAAGCGGCCGGGCUAUUCUGGAAGAACUCAAGGACCUGACCCAAUUGCACAAGCUUGGAGUGUCUGGUGUCAACCAGGAAAGCUGCCGGGAGUUGUGCUCUGCCAUCUCCGGUCAUGCCCAUCUCGAAUCAUUGUCAAUGUGGUUUGACAAGCAUCAAGGCUGUCUGGAUUGCAUCCCCCAACCUCCAGAGAAACUUCAGAGCCUCAAGCUGUACGGACACGUAGAGAACAAGUUGCCAGCGUGGAUCAAGCUGCUACCGAACCUCACUAAAUUGAGUUUGCAGAUGACCAUGAUAACACAAGAAUUGAUAGAUGUCCUUGGGGAUCUAAAAAACCUAGAAACUUUAUGUCUUCGUUUCAAGGAACUCCUGGAUGGCGACCUCCAGUUCGGGGAUGGUUUCGAAGAACUCCAGAUCCUCGAGAUUGCUUACAACUCAAGGUUACAGGAUGUAACUAUUCACUUCGGAGCAGACGACAAGGAUAACGGAGAGGUAGGAGAAAACGGAGGGGGACGAGAAGUGGACAAGGAGGACGAGGAGGAGGAAGAUGAAAAUGGAUUGGGGGGAGAAGAGGAGGAAGAAGUAGAAGAGGAGAGAAGUGUGAUGAAGAGUCUUGAAUUGCUGAAGCUUCGCUGUUGUAGUGCGUCAUCAAUGCAGUUUUCUGGGCUAAAUGCACUAACCGCUCUGAAGGAAGUUUGGCUUAGCAGAUCCUAUGGCAACGCACUCAAGGAACACUUGCAGGGCAAACUUCCGAGAAAAAUCAAUCUUGUCUUGAAGGAGGAGCCAUGAUCCAUAAGUGGACAUUUGUUAUCCAUAAUAAGUAGGAAAAUGGAAGACUUUUGAACUACUGUCAUUGGCAAUAAUAAUUUGGGCUGUACAAGUGGACAUUUAUGUACUCUGGGAGUCUAGAGUCUAGACUAUUUACUAUCAUUUAAUUCACUGAUUAAUUUGGACUGUCUAUGUGGACACAUAAA
This is a messenger RNA of Panicum virgatum (switchgrass), 4110 nucleotides long. Its product is annotated as disease resistance protein RPM1-like. NCBI's taxonomy places the organism in Eukaryota, Viridiplantae, Streptophyta, Magnoliopsida, Poales, Poaceae. The transcript has 3 exons. The coding region runs from base 260 to 3925 and encodes 1221 amino acids. The record is from RefSeq and is a predicted model, not a curated record. Gene Ontology annotation, biological process: defense response to other organism. Gene Ontology annotation, molecular function: ADP binding.